Sorex fumeus (smoky shrew) is the source of this 1897-nucleotide messenger RNA. Its product is annotated as transmembrane protein 185B. The record is from RefSeq and is a predicted model, not a curated record. The coding region runs from base 61 to 1113 and encodes 350 amino acids. The transcript has a single exon. Lineage: Eukaryota; Metazoa; Chordata; Mammalia; Eulipotyphla; Soricidae.
GCGGCGGCGGCGGCGGCGGCGGCGGCGGGCCCGGCCCGGCCCGGCCUCGCGGGCCUCGCCAUGAACCCCCGGGGCCUGUUCCAGGACUUCAACCCCAGCAAGUUCCUCAUCUACGCCUGCCUGCUGCUCUUCUGCGUGCUGCUGCCGCUGCGCCUGGACGGCGUCAUCCAGUGGAGCUACUGGGCCGUCUUCGCCCCCAUCUGGCUGUGGAAGGCGCUGGUGAUGGUGGGCGCGGCGGUGGGCGCCGCCGUGUGGGCCCGCAACCCCCGCUACCGCGCCGAGGGCGGCGCCUGCGUCGAGUUCAAGGCCAUGCUCAUCGCCGUGGGCAUCCACCUGCUGCUGCUCAUGUUCGAGGUGCUGGUGUGCGACCGCGUGGAGCGGGGCACGCACUUCUGGCUGCUGGUCUUCAUGCCGCUCUUCUUCGUGUCGCCCGUGGCCGUGGCCGCCUGCGUCUGGGGCUUCCGCCACGACCGCUCGCUGGAGCUGGAGAUCCUGUGCUCGGUCAACAUCCUGCAGUUCAUCUUCAUCGCCCUGCGGCUGGACCGGAUCAUCCACUGGCCGUGGCUGGUGGUGUUCGUGCCCCUGUGGAUCCUCAUGUCCUUCCUCUGCCUGGUGGUCCUCUACUACGUCGUCUGGUCCCUCCUCUUCCUGCGCUCCCUGGACGUGGUGGCCGAGCAGCGGCGGACGCACGUGACCAUGGCCAUCAUCUGGGUCACGAUCGUCCUGCCCCUGCUCACCUUCGAGAUCCUGCUGGUGCACCGCUUGGACGGGCACAACGCCUUCUCCUACGUCUCCCUCUUCGUGCCCCUCUGGCUGUCGCUGAUCACCCUGAUGGCCACCACCUUCCGGCGGAAGGGGGGCAACCACUGGUGGUUUGGCAUCCGCAGAGACUUUUGCCAGUUUCUGCUCGAGAUCUUUCCGUUUUUGCGCGAGUAUGGGAACAUCUCCUAUGAUCUGCAUCACGAAGACAGUGAAGAUGCUGAAGAAGCCUCGGGGUCGGAAGCCCCGAAAAUCGGUCCCAUGUUUGGGAAAAAGACCAGGGUAGUUAUAACCCAAAGCCCUGGGAAAUAUGUUCCCCCGCCUCCCAAGUUGAGUAUCGAUAUGCCAGAUUAAGCUCGCGGGAAGCACCCAUGAGUGGAAUAGAAAACCACAUGCACAGAACACAAGGUCCACUGAGCUUUUUUUUUUUUCCAAUCCUUCCCCAAGUGAAGUGGGGGAAAAGGCUCCAAACCUCUAACCUUGUUUGUUGUCAGAGGUUACUUGAACCCGAGGCUCUGUAUGUGUGGUGUGUGUGUGUGUGUGUGUGUGUGUGCAGGCUGGUGCGCCGGUUUAAAGCUGUGUGUAUGUGUGUGUGUGUGUGUGUGCGCGCGCGCGCGCACGCGCGUGUGUAUCGCCAGCUUGCUUGGGACCAGUAGUUUGAAUGGUCCCGGUUUUCCUCAAAAGCAAAGAGCCACGCUGAUGUGGAGAGGUGGUUGUUACACGGUACUCUACCUGUUGAAAGUAUUGUUUUUUUAAAAAGUAUUUUUGUAUACUGCUGGUCUCAAAUUGUAUUUCAGAUGGUUCCUGUUAUGAUCCAAGAGCCCCCACUAAAGCGUUCUCCGUGCCCACCUCUUGUUCAUAAACCUCCUAGUUGCUGGGUUUUUUUAGUGUGUAUCUGCUGUUCAGAUAGUUCUCCUGUGGCCUGGGUGACGCCGGUCUUUACUCCCCUUGACAGGGGGAUUGUUCUAAUGCAGUGACACCGUGCAGGUAGGAUAUUUAUCAAUUUUAGCAGUGUGAUGUAUUUUGUUGAAUUGUAGUUCUAUGCAGUCCAAUGUAUUAUGUUAAAAGUAUUUUUUUAAGUUUCUAUUGUGCAGGUCUGUCUCUGGCAGAUGUCCUUAAAGAUGGCUUAUGACAUUAA